Cryptococcus deneoformans JEC21 is the source of this 808-nucleotide messenger RNA. RefSeq lists its product as hypothetical. Gene Ontology annotation, molecular function: fatty acyl-CoA hydrolase activity. The coding region runs from base 273 to 779 and encodes 168 amino acids. NCBI's taxonomy places the organism in Eukaryota, Fungi, Basidiomycota, Tremellomycetes, Tremellales, Cryptococcaceae. The record is from RefSeq and is a predicted model, not a curated record. The transcript has 5 exons.
GUCAUGGUCCAGUCACGAAAACAGUGCAGUCGUAGAACCGGUAGCGAGCACCUUGACAGCAAAUCGCAGCCUAACAACCGCACAGCGACAUUCACUACAUUCAGUUGAAUCGACGCAGUCAUAUUUGUUUGGGAUCGGACGGACACCGAAUUAUCAAAUCCUCUGCCCCGUCCUCAGGUCCCUUAUUGUACCAAUAAUCUCUGUAUCUUUCGGUAAUAGUGGAAGUUUUUGGUCUCGAUCCUCCACAACCUCAAGUGUCAAGCGUCAACAAGAUGCCCCUUGCAACCAAAGCAGACCAGGAGUUGUUCCAAGCUAUAACUACCUCAGCAGGCUUUGCCCCCUCAUUGGCACGUUCAAUCAAAAUCAUCGACACGGAUGAUGUCCCGCCUGAAGAUGUAAAAGGAAGGAGAAAGGUGGAUGGGUGGAGAAUGAGGUAUGAAGGGGUCGUGACCGAAGAUAUGACCAACUUGAUCGGAAACAUACAUGGAGCUGCCAUAUCUUGGCUUGUUGAUACGCUGACAUCGGCUGCCCUAGUUCAUCUUCAUACACCAACUUUCUGGGGUCCGCCCAUGAUGGCUGGCGUAUCGCUUUCAAUGGAGACACAGUAUCUGCAUCCGGUUACUUUGGGCACCGAUUUAAUUAUCGACAUACAGGUACUCAAAUGUACACCAACAUUAGCAAAUUUGAGAUGUGAAAUCAAGGUCAAGCACUCUGGCAAAAUCGUAGCUGUAGGGACGCACUUGAAGACUUGGAAGCCUAUGGGGGUUGCAAAGUUGUAGCUGCCAUAUCGCUUACUAUAAAAACAUGU